This is a messenger RNA of Balaenoptera musculus (blue whale), 4677 nucleotides long. RefSeq names its product carbohydrate sulfotransferase 15 (gene CHST15). The transcript has 8 exons. Lineage: Eukaryota; Metazoa; Chordata; Mammalia; Artiodactyla; Balaenopteridae. Gene Ontology annotation, molecular function: N-acetylgalactosamine 4-sulfate 6-O-sulfotransferase activity. Gene Ontology annotation, biological process: hexose biosynthetic process. The record is from RefSeq and is a predicted model, not a curated record. Bases 612 to 2297 code for a protein of 561 amino acids.
GGGAGUCAGGUUGACGCGCCCUGGCUGAGGGGCUCGAGGCGCGGGGCUGGGCGCGCUCCCGCGGAGCCCGAGCCGAAGAGGCUCCCGGGCUGGACUCGGGCUUCUCAGGUAAUCUGACAUCUUAAAGAUUUUGAAGAGGAAACAUUGCAAAGGAACACAGGCUGUAAAAGAAGAAAUCUUCAUGGACUCUGUGUGGAUGGUGCACCAAUCCAUCCGUCACUGAGGCCAUGAGCUCUUCUCAUCCCUUGGGUGUUCCCAUGUUCUCCAGUGAGAACUCCUCCACUUCAUUUGGUGCCAUGGGAAAAACCUGAAGGACAGGAAGAAUUGCUCCCGACCUUGUGGCUUUUUCCAGGAUUGCAGUGGCUCUUACAGACCAUGACAAUUGGAGAUCAUUCGUGUUGUCUUUCGGAGUCGAACCAAAGAACGCGCUUCCUCAUUCUCUGGUGUUUUAGCGCCUGACCAUUUUUAUAUUUGUUUCUGUUGCUCGUGCCUUUCCACCAUCUUAUGUGAUCACGAGACAUCCUUGAAGUUUUCCAGCACGACUUGCAGGCAUCCGGACUCCUUGGGGGCUCGCCCAUGGCUCGGCGGGCCAGCAGUCCAAGGGCAUUACGAUGAGGCACUGCAUUAAUUGCUGCAUCCAGCUGUUGCCCGACGAAGCACACACACAGCAGGUCAGCUGCCGAGGAGGCCCCCAUCACAGUCGCCAGGAGUGCCCCAUGUGCAAAGGAGAAAACAAAAUUGUGUUUCGCGUGGACGGUAAGCAGAUGAACUUGCUUGCCGUUCUCGAAGUGAGGGCUGAAGGGAAUGAGAGCUGGAGUGGGUUUUUGCGCUUCAAGAAGGGGAAGCGAUGCAGCCUCGUUUUUGGAUUGAUAAUAAUGACGUUGGUGAUGGCUUCUUACAUCCUUUCUGGGGUCCACCAAGAGCUUCUGAUCUCAUCGCCUUUCCAUUACGGAGCCCUCCCCAGCAAUCCCAGCUUGAUGGACGGUGAAAAUCCGAGUGACACAAAAGAGCAUCAUCACCAGCCCUCUGUAAAUAAUAUUUCGUACGUGAAGGACUAUCCAAGCAUUAAAUUAAUUAUCAACAGCAUCGCAGCCAGGAUUGAGUUCACAACCAGACAGCUCCCAGACGUGGAAGAUCUCAAGAAGCAGGAAUUGCACAUGUUUUCAGUCAUCCCGCACAAAUUCCUCCCCAACAGUAAGAGCCCCUGUUGGUACGAGGAGUUCACGGGGAGGAACACCACCGACCCCUACCUGACCAACUCCUACGUGCUCUACUCCAAGCGCUUCCGCGCCACCUUCGACGCCCUGCGCAGGGCCUUCUGGGGCCACCUGUCGCACGCGCACGGCAAGCACUUCCGCCUCCGCUGCCUGCCGCGCUUCUACAUCAUCGGGCAGCCCAAGUGCGGCACCACCGACCUCUACGACCGCCUGCGGCUGCACCCGGAAGUGAAGUUCUCCGCCAUCAAGGAGCCGCACUGGUGGACCCGGAAGCGCUUCGGAAUAGUCCGCCUGAGAGAUGGUCUGCGGGACCGCUAUCCCGUGGAAGAUUAUCUGGACCUCUUUGACCUGGCUGCACACCAGAUUCAUCAAGGACUGCAGGCCAGCUCUGCGAAGGAACAGAGCAAGAUGAAUAGAAUCAUUAUCGGGGAGGCCAGCGCCUCCACCAUGUGGGAUAACAAUGCCUGGACAUUCUUCUACGACAACAGCACGGAUGGUGAGCCCCCCUUUCUGACCCAGGACUUCAUCCACGCCUUUCAGCCAGACGCAAAGCUGAUCGUCAUGCUCAGGGACCCCGUGGAGAGGUUGUACUCAGACUAUCUCUACUUUGCAAGUUCGAAUAAAUCUGCAGAUGACUUCCAUGAAAAAGUGACAGAAGCGCUGCAGCUGUUUGAAACUUGCGUGCUGGGUUAUUCACUGCGCGCCUGUGUCUACAACAACACUCUUAACAACGCCAUGCCUGUGAGGCUGCAGGUCGGGCUGUACGCCGUGUACCUUCUGGACUGGCUCACGGUCUUUAAUAAAGAACAGUUCCUCAUUCUCCGCCUGGAAGACCACGCCUCUAACGUCAAGUACACCAUGCACAGGGUCUUCCAGUUUCUCGACCUCGGGCCCCUAAGUGAGAAACAAGAGGCCUUGAUGACCAAGAGCCCCGCCUCCAACACGCGGCGUCCCGAGGACCGGAACUUGGGGCCCAUGUGGCCGGUCACACAGAGGCUCCUGCGGGACUUCUACGGGCCUUUCAACGCCCGGCUGGCGCAGGUCCUCGCCGACGAGGCCUUCCUGUGGAAGAAGACGUGAGGCCGGGUUCCCGCUGCCGCCAUGAUUUCCAUGCUUUGAAAAUCUCUCUUGGUGGGGAACCCUUUCGCUCAGAGCCUGGAGAAAACCCCUCCCCAGGCCCACGUUUAUGGAAACCAGUUCAGAAUUUCCUUUGUGAUGUUAAACAGCCCAGCGAUGGACCCUUCACUGAGCCUCGGAUGGAGGCUGUUGGAAAUUCCACUUUGGAAAGGGUCCCCUUCUGCUCCGAGAGUGGCUGGGGUCCGGGAUGAGGCCGGCGGGCGCUGGGCUGGGUGCCGGGAGGGAAGCGUGGAGUCUGGGCUUUGACAGUUCUGGGUGGAGGUCCUGCCCCAGGGCUGGCCAGACGUACACUACACAUUCAGCUUCGAAACCCUCUGUUUAGAUCACUAACCUCAUUUUGGCGGAGAAUAGAGGCUCUCAUUUUUUUUCCCUUUUACCCCAAAGUCAGCCCUUCCAUCUCUUCAGAUUUAAACCCUGUUAACUUCACUGUUGAUGAGAAAAAAGACACAAGUCGAUUUUUGGUAGCACUUUCGUGUCUCGGACCUCCUCCCCUUCUGUCCUUGUGGACUUCACUUAUGUUUAACAGAAAACGAGCGCAUUUAAAACAAACCACUUUCUACAUUUCACUGGCUGGAGCUUUCUUUUCUGCCCCUUUAGAUGUUUUCUCAAGGGUUUUUUCAGUUUCUAAUUGGAAUAUAACUUCAGUUUAAAAUCGGAAGGGAAAUUUUUGCUGUUAAUGCCAGACUGAGCACCUCGGAGGAACUGAUGAAAAAUCUGGGCAUCUUGGCCCUCGCCGUGCAUCUGAGGUCCUCAGAGAACUGCAGCCGUUUGAGGUUUUUAGUACCGGGUGCGACAGGCUCCGUUGCUCUGCCUUCCUCCCAAGUGAACUUGUUAUCACAUUCUCCGCCAUGUGUGGCCAGAGGUCCUUCCUCACUCAAUGAACUGCAGGAUGCUCUUUUCUGAUUCAGAAGCACAGCACAUGAGCUAUGCCUGGGCCGGACAUGCUGUGCUGGGAUUUGGAACGAGAAUGCCGGGAGCUGUGUCCUUGACAGAACUUUCUGGGCCACUUGGCAGCCUGGUUUACUGUUGGAUGGGCUGAAGGUCUUGCUGUUACUUGGAGGUGAUGGGAAAGAUUGAACAUAGUCGUUGCACACAGCCCCAGGCGGGAGCCCAACCAAGCUUUGCACGUGGUUGUCAAGGGAAGCUUCUGCGAAUCAGAGCUCUCCAAGUCGAGGUGCCGGAUGCACACCAGUGAGAGAGUGCAAAUGCCUACACGCCCAGCCGCCACUCUUGGGAGUGAGGAUUUGCUGAGCUGUCCAGCCCUAGUGCCGUUGGAGAUGGGAUGCUCGGCCCAUUUGAAGGCGUAUGGAGGGCUCUGAAUGGCACGGCCGGGCGGUUUCUGCUGUGAAGGAUCCAUGGGCCUGAACACCCGCUUUCGGGGACAGGCCCCCGUUUCUGUCCUGGUGGCACUCGGAGCAGCAGCCAGCAGGCAAACCUGGCCUGAGCACAAGGUGCCGUAGGGGACGUCGCUUGCACGUGCGUGUGUAUUUAUUUGCAGUGCAGGUGCGGUGUGCGUGGGGGUGUGUGUGUGCGUCUCUGAGUGGGUUCCCUUCAGUUCUGUUGCUGAUCAGCUUUCUCCGCUCUGGACACACCCCUUCGUGGAUUUCUUUCUCUUUCAGUUCGCUUGUCACUUUCAGCCCGUAUUUUUGCUCUUCGGCCCCGACUGUAAUUACAAGGACUUUUCUUACGCACCCCUGUGCAUGUGAACAACAUGUAGCGUAAUUCUGCUUCUUACAGAAGUAUUACUGAACGUCUUAUUUCCAAUAUUAUUUGGUUUAUUAUACAAAUCUUUUUAUAGAUGAUCCCUCGGUGUCGAUCAGCGCCGUGCAGACCCGGUGUCUCCAGGGGCCUUUCUCCAAAGGGCUGUCUGUCUGUUCCUUUGCUUUCCUCUGCUCUCUCUCACUUGAGGCCCCACUCUUGGUGACAGCACAGCUGCCCUUUCGAGCCGUGGUCCUCGAGCCUGUCAUCCCAAACCAAAGCGAAAUGGAGGAUUUCUCACGACCCGGUCUGGAAGUUCCUUUGUGUCCCCAAAGCUGUGCAUCGGGUUGUAUUAAAUUGUAAUCCCUUAGUCGCGUAAGGUAUGUUAAUGAACCACUGUUAUGCUGUACUUUUAUUAAUAUUGAACAUAAUUAAAUGUGGACCCCUGUGACUGGGACCUGGGGGCGCAUGCCCUUCCUCAUAAGCCGUCAGAGCUCUUGUGGGAGGUUUUCCGCCGUGUCCACUGUGCGUGAAUGAACCACGGGGGUAGUUCUGUGUCUCACCUGCGUGUGAUGUGCACCCGGUAUGCACGGGACCUGCCGCACGUGAUGACGAUGCGAGAGAG